AUGGCGUCCAAAAAAGACAUGCGAAGGUUCGAUCUUGCGAUUCCCUACGUCGAGCCGCCCAAAGACAAGAAUGAUGCGGAUAUGACCGGCACCAUGUCAAGCACAAUGCCAAUGGCAGCCGUGGGUUACUCGAAAUCGGAUUUACACUUAACGAUGAUCGGAUGGGUCGCCUUUGUCUUCUCGCUCCAAACAUGGCUCGGUGAAACUGCCGAGCAGAAGAAAAAUGCUAGUACACCGGCAUACUUGUCGGUUUUGAUGUCUGUGUUGGCAUUGGGUGUUAGAUUUUAUUCUCCCCCUCCACUUUAUUUACAAGAAACCGCUUUUAAGGGCCGUUUACGACGAAAGGCCGAGUUUAUGUCCAUCGAAAACCUUAAGACCUUCGACCCCUUCGCCGAAGCUGACGAAGACACCGGCGAGACUAAGCAGUCUCAAAACUAUAUCCAUAUACGGAUUCAACAGCGCAAUGGUCGUAAGACCUUGACUACCGUUCAGGGUCUCCCUAAGAAGUUUGAUCAGAAGAAGAUCUUGAAGGUGAUAAAGAAGAAGUUCGCUUGCAAUGGCACCAUCGUCAAUGACACUGAGAUGGGAGAGGUGAUCCAGCUCCAAGGAGAUCAGCGUAAGGAUGUUCAGGAGUUCUUGACCGACAAGAAGGAGGGCCUUGAGCUUGAUGCCAAGACCAUCAAGGUCCACGGUUUCUAA
Messenger RNA from Aspergillus versicolor CBS 583.65, 699 nucleotides. RefSeq lists its product as uncharacterized. The transcript has 10 exons. Bases 1 to 699 code for a protein of 232 amino acids. Gene Ontology annotation, biological process: translational initiation. Gene Ontology annotation, cellular component: eukaryotic 43S preinitiation complex. NCBI's taxonomy places the organism in Eukaryota, Fungi, Ascomycota, Eurotiomycetes, Eurotiales, Aspergillaceae. The record is from RefSeq and is a predicted model, not a curated record. Gene Ontology annotation, molecular function: ribosomal small subunit binding; RNA binding; translation initiation factor activity.